UUUAAAGGAUUUGGCAUGGGCAAUGCUAUACACAACCCCUACGCGAAGCCCGUCGAGAAGGCAUCACUGUCAACUUUUGACACCUUCCAUUUUGUGGUGAAGAGUGUCCUUGGCUUUGGAACUUUUUACUUGCCCAUUGCAUUUGUCUAUACUGGCUAUGUUGGUGGCUUAUUCUGUACAAUUCUAUUUACAAUUCUAUACAUCUAUGGCAUACACCUUAUGCUACAAUGCAUGGUUCAGGCCAGAGCCCGUAACGGGAACAAUAAUAUGACAAUGUCAGAGACAGUUGCCUAUGCAUUCAAUGAGGGUUCAAAAUGUUGUCGUCCUUGCUCUAAAAUAUUUGGUUAUCUUGUGAAUAUUCUGCUAAUUGUUGUUCACUUUUCUAUCGGCGUUUUGUACAUCGUUUUUAGUGCUCAAAAUUUGAAGUCAGUUGCAAAUUCUUUUUGGGACAACUUGGAUAUUCGAGUCUUUAUUGCGAUCGUAAUCGUUUGCAUCGUUCCUCUCUUCCUUAUACGGGAUGUUUGUUAUCUGUCACCGCUUAACAUUACUGGAAAUAUUUUAAUUUUAUAUAUCAUCGUAUACUAUAUAUAUAAUCAGUUGAUAUCCUCUUUACUGCAAGGUUCUCCAGUUUCUGAUUCGAGUGACGCUACUACAAUUGUGAAUUCUGAUAUACAUUUGUACAUAGGUUUUGUUAUGUUUUCCUUAAGCUCGGUGGGCGUGAUGGUAGCCAUUGAAUCAAAGAUGGCUAAUCCAGAAGCAUAUUUGGGAUGGUGGGGAACUUUAAAUCGUGCUACCUGCUUGACACUAAUUGCAAAUCUCAUAUGGGGGUUGUUUAUGUAUUAUCAAAUGGGCGAUGCCAUUUAUAGGCCUUUUCUGGAAAAUAUGCCAUGGAACAUUGAUGGUGAUACAAUUAAGAUUAGCGCUGCUGUUGUAGUUAUUCUUACCUAUCCUUUGAACGGCUUCGUACCCAUCGACAUUAUUUUCAAUCAAUAUAUAACAACAAGUCGCGAUAUCAAAAAUCCUGUCCGCGUCGAAAUGAUAGUGCGCAUUAUCUUUCUCGUUCUGACUGCGAUCUGUGCCCUUGCAUUUCCAAUGAUGGUCCCAGUUGUGAAGAUGAUCUGUGCGAUUGCCUUACCUCUACUCAAUCUAAUAUUUCCCGCAUGUACUAAACUCUCUUUGGGAUAUGAGUCUGGUAAAAAGUGGAUCUGGAUUUUGUUGCACAUUUUGAUUAUAAUCCUAGGAACACUCGUAUUACUGUGUGGUGUGUAUUGUGCGUGUUAUGAAAUUACCAUCUACUAUCUCGGGAAGCCAAUUAAGAAACCGUUUUUUGACAAUGCAUACGAUGAUGUCUUAUCUUAAUCCAAAUUUGUACAAAUUUAUAUAAUCCGAUACUCUUCUUACUUUGAAUGCAAAAUUAAAGAAA
Molecule: messenger RNA, 1423 nt
Organism: Drosophila innubila
Lineage: Eukaryota; Metazoa; Arthropoda; Insecta; Diptera; Drosophilidae
Product: glutamate transporter polyphemus-like
Exons: 6
Coding region: 16-1359 (447 amino acids)
Biological process (GO): amino acid transmembrane transport
Cellular component (GO): vacuolar membrane
Molecular function (GO): amino acid transmembrane transporter activity
Source: RefSeq, a predicted model, not a curated record